AUGCCAGAUCCAACAGAACCCCUUCGAGGCCCCGUUUAUGGUACUGGACCUGAUUACCGCGUCCACCAACCCACUUUCUAUUCUUAUAAGGCCAAGACCUAUGACACAGUUCAUCAUUACAACAAAGCUCACGAGCCUCUCAGAGUUCACACGUAUGAUAGCUAUCAUACAUACGACAAUAUACGGACGUACAACAAUAUACAGGAGUAUGAAGUGAAAGAAUACAAGCCGAACUUUUACAAAGCACCAAAGCCUCCUCGACGAGUCCUCACGCCAAUUCCAGCGGUAGAAAGAAGACCGAGGACUCCCGAUUAUCAAUGGGCCCAACUAUAUGUAUGUUACGAGGAGCCACUGGGACCACACAUUCCUAUUAAGGAUUAUGAAAAUCAUGAAUAUAGAGGACGGGAAUAUGAGCCCAUCGUAACGGAGUAUAAGCCUCCUAAAAUGGAUAGUUUAUCUAGACGACCUGCUCUUUAUCAGGGUAAUGUAGAAUAUAAAUUAACGAAAGAAAAUUACUAUCCAUUCAGAAAGAGGAAGGACAUUGAAAAGACAGUAAAACCAUUAAAAAAACCAAAACAAGAAUCCCCAACCCAAAAGGAAAAAUCUAUCGCAAGUUUGAAAGAAGUCAAUUUAAAAGAAGACAAAAAAGGAGAGGACUCAAAGAAGAGGGAAGAAACUAAGAUCAGUCCAGUUCAACAACAGAAAAGUCCGGAACCAACUCCAAAAGUAGUGCCAAUCCGAGAUGAUACACCUCCACAUCCCCUUCCUGUUGUUUUAGAUCAAAAAAGAGAGAAAACCCCAGAAAAAGAGAAAACAUUCAUAAACGAAGCAGAGAGAAGCGGAAUUGCAGUAGGUGCCUCUGUGUUGAUGGUUUCAGCGGCCACGGGGACAGAUGAUUUAAAACGUAAAAAGCGGUGCUCCAGAUGGACACAGACAACGCCUAUCUCUAGUCCUGAACCUUCAAUUCGUGAAAUGACUCCGGUUGAAAUAGUCCCUAAAACUGUCAUUGUUGGUGUUCCAAAUAAACGAGCCGAGACUCCGUUAAAACGAGUGACACCCGAACUGCCUCCACAACCACAACAGAAACCAGAACCUGAACAUAUUCAAAAUAGUCCACAAUCACCGCCAUACAAUGUUGUCGCACCUGCUGCUAUAGUUGUUGAUCACAAAAGGCGGAGAACGCCGACACCCCCAUCCAGAGGCCCACCGCGAAGGUCAUCAUCGCCUCGCGCUCGAAGCAGAACCCCUUCUCCUAAGAACAGAUCUCCAUCACCUAGGGGAUAUUAUAGAAAUUCACCUGGAAUUCUGCCUAUGGCGGGUUUUGCCGCAGGUGCUGUCGUCGGUGGAACAGUCGUAGCUCCGUUGAAAAAACGGACACCUACCCCAGAGCCACCCGUGCCAAGGACGAACCAAAAAACACCUAGUCCUAAACCAGACUCUACCGGGCCAGACAAUGUCCCUGCAGCUGCAGUAGUGGUGGGUGGAACUGUGAUAAAUGACAAUAAAUCAAUGCAUGAUGAUGUGAAAUCUCGCUCAUCAAGCUCGCCAGCUAAGAAAUCUCCGUCUCCAGUAACCAGAUCUCCUUCUCCCGCUAAAAAGUCCGCGGAUAUAGAUGUGGUACCUAUAAUUCCCCUCGCGGCGGCAUCUCCGAAUAAAGAACCGACACCCAACCCUACUCCGAAACCACAUAGGGAGAGGACACCGUCUACCAAUACACCUGGUGAUGACCACUUAAUUGCUCCUAUUGUACCAUUAGCAGUUUCAAAAGACGGUCAACCAAAUCAACCAUCUCCGGUAAAAUCCAAAACCCCUUCACCGUCUCCUUCAGUUUCUCUACAGUCUCUGGGCAGAGAAAGAACUCCCUCAUCUAGUCCUACUCCGUCUGAUGUCAUCCCUGUCGCAGCAGUGACAGCAGCGGCAGUGUUGCCGAAACAAGAAAAGGAAAACGUAACCGAAAAGCCAGUAUCAAAUCCUCAUGUUCCACCAGUCAGUCCAAAGAAAGAGGUGACUCCAGUGCCACCUGCUGUUUCAUCACCCACAGAGGAUGUGAAUGCAGAAAAUGACGGAACCUCAGCUGGAUCAUCUGCCUCACGACGAGGCCUGCCUCCGGAAGUAAUAGCUGCGUUAGAAGCAUAUGAUAGUGCGCAUAAAAACGGAUUUGAUAAACAGGUAGCGGAAAAUGAUCUAACUUUUGCUUUGUCAGCUUCUAGAUCUCGAAAUCUUCCACCUGAAGUUCUAGUCAGCAUAGAAGCAUAUGUAAAAAUGCGUAGACGCUAA
This is a messenger RNA of Saccostrea echinata, 2277 nucleotides long. Its product is annotated as proteoglycan 4-like. Lineage: Eukaryota; Metazoa; Mollusca; Bivalvia; Ostreida; Ostreidae. The transcript has a single exon. The record is from RefSeq and is a predicted model, not a curated record. The coding region runs from base 1 to 2277 and encodes 758 amino acids.